Bursaphelenchus xylophilus (pine wood nematode) is the source of this 2013-nucleotide messenger RNA. The record is from the annotation of a GenBank genome assembly. NCBI's taxonomy places the organism in Eukaryota, Metazoa, Nematoda, Chromadorea, Rhabditida, Aphelenchoididae.
AUGGUAAGUUUCUAUUUUAUCUUAUUUUUCCUGCCAUUUACCCACUUUUUGUAUUAUACUAUCCAUGAAAAAUUUAGAACCAACAGAACUAUGGGAUGCCGCAAGGAAACCAAAAUUACAUGCAACAGCAACAGAUGGUAAGUUAAUUCGCUUCGUUUCUUAUGAUUUUAGUACCAACAACAGCAGCAAAAUCAGAUGAAUAUGCAUGGUCAACCUCACAUGCAACAGCAAGGUUUUUAUAUGGAUCAGAACCCGCAACAACAGAUGAUGCAGCAACAUGGCUCCUAUCAAGGUCAGGUUCAGGGAUCACAACAAAUGGGGAUGCAUAAUAUCACUCAACCUUCUCCGGGGAACUUCCCCAGUCAUGGUGGACAUAUGGGGCAACAAAUGAUGGGACAAGGAGGAAUGUCUGGGCAAGGGAUGGGUCAAGGAGGUAUGCCAGGUCAGGGAAUGGGUCAAGGAGGAAAUAUGGGAGGCCAAGGAGGUGGAAUGGGAACUCAAGGAGGCGGAAUGGGAGGUCCUGGGAGUAUGGGACAAGGUGGAGGAAUGGGAGGUCCAAGUGGGAUGUCGCAAGGUGGAAUGCAGGGUCAAGGAGGGAUGUCUGGCCAUAGUAUGGGACAAGGACCCAUUUCGGCCCAGAAUAUGAGCCAAGGAUCUAUUUCUAGUCAAGGAAUGGGACAAGGAUCGAUGCCAACGCAAUCCAUGGGUCAAGAUGGAAGAAUGGGAAGUCAAGGUGGAUUAUCGACUCAAGGGAUGGGUCCAAUGUCAAGUCAGCCGAUGUCUCACUCCUCCCAACCCAUGUCUCACCCUCCUCAGCCCAUGUCGCACUCAUCUCAACCUAUGUCCCAUUCAGGACAGACUCCUUUUGGCUCUCAACAUCAGCCCAAUACCCCGCAAAUGCAACAGCCUCAAUCCCAUAUGAGUAUGCCUCAGCCUUCUCCCCAACAAUAUCCGCAACAACAUUCGGUGGGCUCGUUUCAUAAUCCAAAUAGUAUUCCUCCGAAUGUUCAACCACAUACUCCACAGAAUCAACUUCAGACGCCCCAACGAGACGCCAGGUUUACCUCGCCGGCUUCUGUGACCCAAAGAUCACCGUUUCCCCCACCCUCAAGUCAGCCUCAAAUCUCAAGUCAGAUGUCUUAUCAAGUCCCACAAACCCCGCAAAUGCAGAAUCUCCAAACUCAACCACCAUCCCAGCCACCGCAGUCGCAUCCUCAAACGGCGCCGAGAGUAGCCCAGCCUCAGCAGCCUCCAACUCCAGCAUUUCCCAUCAAUUUGUUUGAGGCGAACAAGUUGCUGAUCGCAAAAGAGCUGAGACGAGCGAUUUUUGAAGUGAGUUCAAUAUUCCUUUUGUUUUGACUUGAAAUUUAGGUUUUUUUCACCUGAUUAUUGAGAAGAUUUUAGGUCACAGCCAAAGCCGAAGUCCUGUUGUCAUCAAAAUUCUGCUCGGACCCAUUGCCCAACCAAAACGUUUUAUCGAAUGUUAGUCUGUCGGAAUCCAAUCCAAGGUCGGUUCAACCAGCCUCAAAUGGAGCCAAAGACUCCCCAACCAAAGCUCAGAAGAUACCGGUGACAGAAGAGGAGUUCAAAGCCGCCAAGGAGAUGUUUUUGGCUGCUAUCUCGGUAUUUUUGAGUGUCUGCGAUGAUAUCGAGAGGAACUAUGUGAGUUUUUUUUUCAAUUUUAUUUGCCUAAAUUUAGGGUAGAAUAUUAUCAGAGCUUAUGUUUUGAGUUGGGACCGUUAUUAGCGAAUUUUGAACAUAUAAUUCUGAUUAUAUUAUACUAGACAUUAGUCAACAAAAUUAUUUUAGUUGAUCCUCAUCGAAGCCGAAAAGGAAUUGAACAGAUUUGAGCAGCUAGUAAAGACGCCAUCGACCGAUUCUCUUGCCAAGAACCUUGUACAGCCAUUGGAAGUUAUAGCCGAGGAUCGGCGGGCUGUUCAAAGAUCAGUCGAAGACAUGUGUAAAUUAGUCGAAUUGGUGCGAACCUGUGAAAUCCCGAGUAGAAAUUGUUAA